Betta splendens (Siamese fighting fish) is the source of this 3994-nucleotide messenger RNA. RefSeq names its product G protein-coupled receptor 63 (gene gpr63). Gene Ontology annotation, biological process: G protein-coupled receptor signaling pathway. The record is from RefSeq and is a predicted model, not a curated record. Gene Ontology annotation, cellular component: membrane. Lineage: Eukaryota; Metazoa; Chordata; Actinopteri; Anabantiformes; Osphronemidae. Gene Ontology annotation, molecular function: G protein-coupled receptor activity.
AGGAAGCGGUUCUUAGCACUGCCGCCGCCUUGCCGAGGGUAGGGAGUUCGUAACAGAGUAGUGAGGAUUUGUCUGCAUACAGUAGGUGUCCUGGUACGUCUGGUGCUGGAGGAUGUGCUGCUCACACCUCGUCGUUAAGUGAAGCAAAUGGAUGAACAGAAGGCCGGAGCAGCGAUUUAUCUCCGGCAGCUGUUGCUAAGGUUCAAACGUGGAUAAUCGGCGCGGCGUCGCUCGUGCCGCUCUGGAAACAAAGCGAACGCGGACCGAGCGUCAUGUCCAGCUCCGUCUGUGUAGGUGGAGGCAGGGGCACCGACGAUCAGCCUCGCCGCUAACCUUCCGGGGCAUGUGGACAACGCAUCCCUGCUACUUCACCUGUUUCACGCCCAGGCCACAGCGAGGACUGAGCUCCACCAGCGGAUAAUGAGGGUCUUGCAGCGGUGAAGAUGUCGCCAUUCUGCUUGAACUCGACAGUAUCCACAGCUUCAUGUUUACUGUGAGCUGACCAGCUACAAUGCCUGCUCUCCUUGAGGACGAAUGGUUCACUCCAGUGCAGAUCCCCCUCCAGAGGCAGGGGACGUUAAUGCCAGUUUCCGUUGCCUCCUUAAGGCUGCUGAAAGGCGACUGAUGGAGAACAUCCUCGCUGCCAAUGGGACCUUCGGCUCCCAGUUGCCCCCAGGGCUGGUCACACCAACGGUGGUAACGCCGGGGAGCCUGCAGAUGCUCAGCGUACCUCUGCAGAUCUUCUUUUGCUUCGUCAUGGUUGCCAUCCUGCUGGUGGCCCUCCUGGGAAACGUGGUGGUGUGCCUGAUGGUGUACCAGAGGUCUGCUAUGCGCUCAGCCAUAAACAUCCUGUUGGCCAGCUUGGCAUUCGCAGACAUGAUGCUGGCCGUCCUCAACAUGCCCUUUGCUCUGGUUACCGUCAUGGCCACCAAGUGGAUCUUUGGAGACGUUUUCUGUCGAGUGUCAGCCAUGCUCUUUUGGUUCUUCGUGGUGGAAGGUGUGGCCAUACUGCUUAUAAUAAGCAUAGAUCGUUUUCUUAUAAUUGUCCAGAAGCAAGAUAAGCUCAGCCCACAGAGAGCUAAAGUGCUGAUAGUGGUCACAUGGGGACUUUCCUUUUUUUUGUCUUUUCCCCUGGCUGUCGGUUCCCCUCCCCUUCCGAUUCCCCCCAGGGCUCCUCAGUGUGUAUUUGGCUUCAGCACCGAGCCUGGUUACCAAGCCUAUGUGUUGAUACUACUGCUGGUCUUCUUCUUCAUACCUUUCAUGGUCAUGCUCUACACAUUUCUGGGGAUUCUAAACACCAUUCGUCAUAAUGCCAUUCGCAUCCACAGUCACCCAGAUAGCAUCUGUCUGAGCCAGGCUAGCAAACUGGGCCUGCUGAGCCUCCAGAGACCCUUCCAAAUGAACAUAGACAUGAGCUUCAAGACCCGUGCCUUUGCCACCAUCCUCAUCCUAUUCUCUGUGUUUACGGUGUGUUGGGCGCCUUUCACUGCCUACAGUUUGGUAACUACCUUUAACAAUGGGUUCUAUCACAAAGACAGCUUUUUUCAAAUCAGCACAUGGGUCCUGUGGUUGUGCUACCUCAAGUCAGCCCUCAACCCUCUCAUUUACUACUGGCGGAUCAAGAAGUUCCGCGAUGCCUGCCUUGAUCUGAUGCCCAAGUACUUCAAGUUUCUUCCUCAGCUGCCAGGCAACACAAAGAGGCGCAUACAGCCGAGCGCAGUGUAUGUGUGUGGAGAACAUCGCUCCGUGGUUUAAAAAGGGAAGUCAUGCAUCUACACAGUUGCACUGCAUUGGGGUUUAUAACACGGGACUCAGACACAGGGUUGGGCUUCCCACACUAAAUACCAAAUCCCCGGUGUUUUUGAUUAUUUUGAGGAGUAUACGCAUUUUUUCUACAACAACCGAUUUUAUUGUAAAACUGUUGUCAUUGAUUUUGGUGGAAACCUGUUGAACUCAACGUAAAAAAAAAAAAUGCACCCUCCAUUCAGUGCUUCAGUAGCUAUGGCCAGAAAAAUCCACACAGAUGAUAACACUUAAGUGUGAAACACAGUGUAGUAAUGCAGAAUAAAAAACACUAGCAGCAUAGUUCAGUAUUUACCUUUAAUGUCUUUACCUUUAAUGUUGUUAACUCGGUUUGGGCCAACUUGGCUUUGGGCAGUAGACUGCAGUAGGAAUGUGACGACAAUCUCUCUGAACCUGAGGAAGUGUAAUGAAUCCACCGCCCAGAAACAAUAUUUCAAACUCACAACCUCUUACAGAGUUGGUAUGAAGUUUUUUGUCUAUAUUCAAACAAUGGAACUUACUCAGGUUUUACAUUGGAAUCAUGGAGCUACCAUAAGACAACAAGUUGUUGUUGUGUUGGGACAUUUUGCCUUUCAGAUAUAAUUUAAGAGUUAAUAAUUGAACCUUGGGUUUAUAACAUCAAAGGCUCUGUUAAUCAAAGGUUAAGUACCACAGUAACAGGUGUUGUGUUGUAGUACACAGGUAGACUAGUUGUUCUACGUAUUUGAUCAGCCAGUGUGAUGCUCGAUGCUCUCACUUUUGUGUUUAAAGUUGGUUUAGUGGUUGACAUCCUUUAUGUCCUGAAACCAUGAGCAUUUAAAUGCCCUCCGUAGUUUAAUGCAGUAAUCACAUCAGUGUGACGUUCUGACCUUUCAGGGUGCAUGAGAACAAUCUCAGUGAGUCAUACAGUAGGAUACCUUACAUUGAUCGCAACAGCACUAUGUUUGGGGAAGGUUUGGAUUUUUGAAAAAUAUUUUGCAGCCAGGAGAAUAACUCAUCGAUUGUGAUGGUCUGGCAGACAUAGAGUUAGCAGGCUUGUAGCCUGCUACCUACAUGUAGCAGUAGACCAGUAUGUAAGUAAUUGUGCCAUGUCGCAACAGAGGCAAAAUGGACAGUAAAGAUUGGUUUGGAACAGGCCCCAUUAUGCGUUUGGUUUUUAGUAAGUUUCCCAUUUUAACUUUUAAAUUCAUUUAACUAUGAAAAUUAAGUUCAAAUUAUGGGAACACUAAAAGUCUAAACUCUAAAAAACACUGUAAUAUGGUUCAGGUCAAAUGAAAACCCUUUAUGUUUUCCUCUGAUUUUAUUGUUAUACAUUUUUACAAUCCGUGCCAUGUUCUGGAAUCCCUGUAUUGCUUAUGUCAGUGAUAGGUUGUUCUCUAUAAGCUGAAGCCAUGCAUUAUCUAAAUAUGUACGGGGGCACAGGGACGUAGCAGCCAUGUUGUGUACAGGAUCACAAAUAGUGUGAUGACAUCAGAAUCCGGUUAAAUCAGGGUUAUUGUUUGGUUUAUGCUCAAGUCCAGCUGCUCUCCAGUGGUUCAGGUCUGUCUACGUACCAACAAGCACAUUGGUCUUCGUUUUAGAAAAUGUUAUAAUGCAGACACUCAUCUUCACCAGCAGCAUCAGGAAUCUGACUGGGUGUUGGAUGUUUUUUACUGUAGUGCCGUUUUCGGCACCUUAAGGAGAAUAGUAGUGUUAACUCGUACAAUAAAGAAUUUAUCACAGUACUACACUGUCUCACCACCUAACUACCUAAAUGCGAUGCCCGGCCCUGUUCAGUUAGACAGCAGCUAAACUUGCUCUUCUGUAAGAAGGUCCAAACCACUCUUCAGAGCUUUAUGUUCCUGGAUGCACUGAAUGGCACAAACGGUGACUUUUUCCUUUAACUUUGUGUGGGUAAAGCUGGGCCUCACUUGACCAUGACGUCUUUACUUAGCACUGGGAUCAGGAGUUGUAUGAAUGCACAGUUUGUUCUUAGCUGUGUAAAAGUUAUUUUUUACAAAGCAUGUAAUUCAACUGCUUCAACAGAAUUUGAAUGUGGUCAGAAUGUGGCCAUGACACAUUUGAACAUGUGUUUCUAUUUAAAUGUUUUUGAUGUGCCUAUUGAUUAGUCCAUUUGCUGGUCAGGAUGCUGCUAUAUCUGGUGAAAAUGUGCAAUUUUAGUGUACAAUACUGUUGAAUGUAAUAAAGAAAUAGACAUUUCUUAUAUUGGUAA